Oryzias melastigma (Indian medaka) is the source of this 3846-nucleotide messenger RNA. It is a transcript of the gene cfap57, whose product is annotated as cilia and flagella associated protein 57. NCBI's taxonomy places the organism in Eukaryota, Metazoa, Chordata, Actinopteri, Beloniformes, Adrianichthyidae. Gene Ontology annotation, molecular function: protein binding. The coding region runs from base 118 to 3726 and encodes 1202 amino acids. The record is from RefSeq and is a predicted model, not a curated record. The transcript is spliced from 21 exons.
ACGGUUGCCUUGGUAACCAGUCUCUACAAUCCUCGCGCCUGUGAAGGAGCAGCAGCGUUUGUAUUUCUCUCCGUUUGUUUUUCCCAGUUGUUUUCUAGACUCCGUGGAGUUGAGAACAUGGCCUCCAUUUCGGCUCAGGCUCACUUCAUGUUGGGGCUGCGGACGGGUGUGAGCAACAACUUAAACUUCGUCGACGAGCACACGCUCGUGUACGCCACCGGAAGUAGCUGCGUGUGCCUGAACAGAGUCCAGAGAUCCCAGCGCUUCUUCCCCGGUUCAGAAAAGAGUAGUAGCGUUCGCGCUAUGGCCGUAAGCGCCAGCCGCCGCUUCCUGGCCGUGUCAGAGUGCGGGGAGAGCGCCUGCGUCACGGUGUUUGACCUGCAGCACGAGCAGGGGAGGAAGAAGAAGCAUCUGAGCGCUGGGGACAUCCACGCUCAGGAGUUUGUGUGCGUGGCUUUCUCCCAUGAUUCCAAGUACCUGAUCGGGCAAACGGGGGCGCCGGAAUGGAUGCUGGUCUUUUGGCUCUGGGAGAAAAACAAAGUUCUGGCAUCCAUGAAGACCACAACGUCCAGUAAUCCUGUUAACCAGGUGAGCUUCAGCCCACACAGCAACACACAGCUGUGUGUGAGUGGCAGCGGCGUCUUUAAGCUCCUUCGUCUCUCAGAGGGUGUCUUGAAGCAGACCAGCACAGCGAAGGUGGAGAACCUCAACCUUCUGUGCCAUGCAUGGGUGUCAGACGACCGGCUGAUCGCUGGGACAGACACUGGCAGGCUGCUCGUGUCCGAGAGUGGGGACAUCCGCAGGGAGAUCAGGAUGACCUCCAGAGAAGAGCAGAGUCAAACUGACAGGCAGGUGAAAGUGAUGAGACUCAAGGAAGCUGAGGCACUUGAAGGCCUUUCUUCAUGUCCCAUCACGGCUGUCCUCUCCUACUCCAAGGGCUUUGUGUGCAGCACAGGUCCUGGCACAGCCUGCUUGUUUGAGAAGAUGGAGCAGGAUAGUUACAGGAGGAGCAGGGAGAUUCAAAUCCCUCCAGAUCCACAAGGUGACCUUCUUACUCCAGCAGACGGCCAGGAGAUUCACAGCAUGUGCAUGAGCCCAGCGGAGGAGACUCUGGCCAUCAGCACUACUCGAGGACAGCUGCUCAGCGUCAUUGUCUCUGCUGCAGACAUGAACAAGGAGCAGCAGCUGCACUUUGACUUUGUCUGCCAGCCCUUCCACUCCAGCCCUAUCACCGGUUUGUCCGUCUGCUUCCGGAAGCCUCUGGUGGCCACGUGCUCUCUGGACCGCUCAGUCCACAUCUGGAACUACGAGACAAAAGAGUUAGAUCUGUCCAAGCAGUUCCAGGAGGAGGCGCACAGCGUGGCGCUGCAUCCCACCGGCCUCUUCGUCCUGGUGGGCUUUUCAGACAAACUCCGGCUAAUGAACCUGCUUGUUGAUGACAUCCGUGUCUUUCAGGAGUUCACAGUUCGCAGCUGCAGAGAGUGUGCUUUCAGCCACGGCGGUCACAUGUUUGCAGCAGUCAGUGGGAACAUGAUCCACGUCUAUUCCUUUAUCUCCUGUGAAAACGUUCUGAAUCUGAAAGGCCACAGUGGGAAGGUGCGCAGCAUCGAGUGGAGCUUGGACGACAGCCGUCUGGUGUCCUGUGGGAUGGACGGAGCUGUGUACGAGUGGAACACAAGGACCGGGAAGCGGGAGUCGGAGAGCGUCCUGGAAUCCUGCAGCUUCACAGGCGUGGCCUUCUCCUUGGACUACAAAAGUGCCUUGGCGGUGGGGUCUGACCUGACCUUGAAGGAGAUCCAGGAUGGUCAGGUUCUGAGGGAGGUUCCGGCUGAUCAGGACGCUCACACCGCUCUUGCAGUGUCUCACUCUGGCAGAGUCGUCUUCACUGGGACCUCCAGUGGAGCCAUCAGAGCCAUCAAGUAUCCGUUACCCAGCCAGAGGGACUGGUUCCAGCAGCGGGCUCACUCUGGUACCAUCACCAAGAUGGUGAUUACGUACGACGACCAGUUCCUGCUGAGCGUGUCCGAGGACAACUGUCUGCUGGUCUCCAAGAUCAUUGAUAAAGAUGGUCGAGGUCUGAAGAGCAACAGGCAGAUUGUCCACGCUGAGGAGAUCCUGGUCACCAAAGCAGAGCUUGAAGAGAAGAACCAGAGCAUGAUGGAGCUGAAGAUGCGUCUGGAGGAGCUUCAGAUGGAGCACGAGUACCGGCUCCGUCUGAAGGACGUCAACUACAACGAAAAGAUCAAGGAGCUUUCUGACAAGUUUCAGAAGGAAAUCAAGUCUCUGAAAACGACACAGCAGGCCAUGACUGUGGAGAUGGAGACGUGUAAGCGUGAUGGUGAGAAGAAUUCUGCUGACCUCGCUAAGACACAUGUAAAACAGCUGAAGGAUUUAGAGCGAAGCUUCAAUCAGAAGCUGAUUUUGGAGCAUGAGAAGUUCCAGGAUCUUCAGGAAAACCUUCAGAAGAUGGAGGAGGACUAUCAAAAACAGCUAAGGUCUGUAGAGGAGGGUAAAAUGCAGGCUCUCGCGGAGGCUGCACACACGCAUGAGGAAAAGCUGCAGGAGAAGACACAGCUUCUUGCUCAGUCUCAGAAGGAGGCUGAGCUGAAGAUCAGUGUUCUCAAUGAGGUCAUAAAGCAGAUGGAGGAGGACGAGGAGCUGAAGCUCAAUGCUGUCCAAAUCAAAUAUGAGAAGAAACUUCAGUUUGAGAAACAGAUCAACUUAAACUUGAAAAGGGAAACUGACAGUAUGAAAUAUGAGAUGAAAUGUCUGGAGGCAAAGGUCAGGGAUCAGUCUGCUGACAUGUACCGGCUGCAGCGGGAGCGACAGGACCUGCUGGACUUGAUCCCGGCUCUGGAGGGCGACAUAAAGGAGCUGAACAUGCAGAUCUGGGGACACAGACAGACAAUUGAGAACAAGGACAUCACAAUGUCUGACCUGAAGGAAAAGAUCCAACAACUGGAGAAACUGAAGUUCAUCUAUGAGUUCCAGUUAAACGAGUUCAAAAAGCAAACCGAGACGCAGAAAGAGGAGAUCAAGGAGCAGAGGGAGAUGACCAUGAAGCUGAAGGAUGACCUGCAGCAGACGGACAAGAGCAACACUCAGCUGAAGAUCUCCAACUCUGACCUGAGCCUCAAAGUCAAGGCUAAAGACAAAGAGAGCUUCAAGAAUCUGCAGAAAGUGAAACAUUUGGAGCUGCGUCUGUCACGGAUCUACUCAGACCUCCACACCUGUGUUGGCUACAUCCAGGAUCCCAGAAAACUGAAGGACGCCAUAAAGAUGAUGUACGCGCACCACGUCCCCGAGCCUGGAAGUGUGGAGAGGGACAAUGAUGACGUCGAGGAGGAGGAUGAUGAAGAUGAGGCUCUAAAAACACUCACCGACCAGCGAGAUCAGUUAGAAAAGACCGUGGACAGUCUGAAGAGGAAGCUGGACAAAUCUGAUGCUGAACACAGCAAAGUCUAUGAGAAGAUGAAGAAGGAAAAGGCCACCAUGUUAACAGCAAACAACCAGCUGCUGAAGGAGCUGUUCUUGAUACGGACUCAAGUCAAGGACUACAAAAAUGAGCUGAGCUGGUUAAACUGGUCCAGGAAGUGCCGACCUCAACACCCCAGAACAGAAGAAGACGUCCAGAAGUCGGCCAAGCAGCGUUCCCAGCUGUCAGAAUCCACGACGGCAGUCCUUCCUAAGCUGGAUCUGCAGAGAAAUCAGCUCACACUCAAGUGAAGCUUAAAGCUGUGAAUAUUUGGGACUCGUUUAUUAGGAAAUGGUGCAGCAGUGCACUUUUUGAAAAUGAUUGUUGAUUGUUGAUUGCUUGGAAUAAACUAAGUUCAAUUCCUCAUCAUA